Messenger RNA from Neurospora tetraspora, 363 nucleotides. RefSeq lists its product as uncharacterized. The record is from RefSeq and is a predicted model, not a curated record. NCBI's taxonomy places the organism in Eukaryota, Fungi, Ascomycota, Sordariomycetes, Sordariales, Sordariaceae. The transcript is spliced from 3 exons. The coding region runs from base 1 to 363 and encodes 120 amino acids.
AUGUCUCACCACAAUCUGGAGAUGAGCUUGGUGUUGAAUAUGAUGCUGCUUGGUUCGUUGUCUCUCCGUAAGGCAGGAUGGUGCUGUGCCACGAGGAAGUUCCCAAGCGCAAGGAGCGAAAACUUGAUGUUGGAUUUUUUCUUACCAUUCAGCGGAAGCACCACUGGGCGCCAAGUAAGAUUCCCUGGAGGUAGUGCCACGGGAUCCAGGGGCACUGGCCUGGAGGCCUUCCCCACGGCACGAAACAGCAACGAAUGCCUGAUGGUUCGGAUGACGGGAGUUGCCGUAACGGAAGUUUUAGGUAGUUUGCGUGUCGGACACGUCUCUGGCGUGGUACUGGACAGCGGUUUCGCCGUUGCUUGA